Zasmidium cellare ATCC 36951 is the source of this 948-nucleotide messenger RNA. RefSeq lists its product as uncharacterized. Gene Ontology annotation, molecular function: D-mannose binding. The record is from RefSeq and is a predicted model, not a curated record. The coding region runs from base 1 to 948 and encodes 315 amino acids. NCBI's taxonomy places the organism in Eukaryota, Fungi, Ascomycota, Dothideomycetes, Mycosphaerellales, Mycosphaerellaceae. Gene Ontology annotation, cellular component: endoplasmic reticulum membrane; endoplasmic reticulum-Golgi intermediate compartment; Golgi membrane. The transcript has 2 exons. Gene Ontology annotation, biological process: endoplasmic reticulum to Golgi vesicle-mediated transport; endoplasmic reticulum organization; Golgi organization.
AUGGGGUUCAAAUUCGAAUGGGUCCUCUCGAUAUUGCUGGCAGUAUGGAGUUGUGUAGUUACCGCGCAAGAUGACAUCAAGUCAAUACCGUUGCGAACGCAUAGCUUGCAGACACCAUACCUCGACUCUGACAUGCAGUCACGAUGGUGGGAUUUUGGAGGAAGCACCGUCGUCCGCGCCGAUCAAUACAUCCGUCUCACAGCCCAGCAACCCUCCCAGUCCGGCUGGAUCUUCAGCCGCGUGCCCCUAACCGCGACGAACUGGGAGAUCGAAGUCGAGUUCAAGAUUCAUGGAACAGGGAGCUUGUUUGGCGAUGGCAUGGCGUUGUGGGUCACGAAAGAGCGAGCAGAGCAAGGGCCGGUGUUUGGUAUGAAGGAUCGGUUUGAGGGGUUGGGCAUCUUCUUCGACACGUACAAGAACAACCGGCCCGGCGUGGUGUUCCCGUAUGUCAUGGCGAUGAUGGGCGAUGGACAGACACCGUACGAUCAGGCGAAUGAUGGGAAGGCGAACGAGCUGGCAGGAUGCUCGGCGCGUGGGCUGCGCAAUGCGGAUUUCCCGACCAGGGCGAAGAUCACCUACUUCCAGGACAAGAGCUUGGCGGUGGAAUUGAUGUACAAGAAGGAGGAUGAGUGGACAAAGUGCUUCGAGGUGUCGGACGUCAAGCUGCCUACUGUGACUUACCUGGGCUUCAGUUCCGAGACCGGUGAGCUUUCGGACAACCACGAUAUUGUCAAGGUCGAGACCAAGAACCUCUACUCCCCAAGUGGCUCUUCAAAGGCAGCUGGGAGCAAGGACUACAGCAGAGGCAAGGGCAAGCCAAAGCGACCUUCAAGCAGCGGCGGCGGUUGGGGCUGGUUCUUCCUCAAGGUCGUCAUCUUUGGGCUGGUGGUUGCUGGUGGAUACGUCGGGUUCACUGCCUACAGGGCGCGGCGAGGGAAUCGGUUCUGA